AUGAAAAAACAGAGCGAUGAGGACGCAGGUCGGAAGGGAAGAAGCCGAGACCGAAGGAGGGAUUUGUUCCUUGACAUUUUCAGGGGAGGACCAGGAACGCACUUCUGUUCCGGCAAAAAGAAUGUCUUCCUAGAAACGAAUACCCUAGAGGUAGACAUAAAAAAGGAGUUCCUAAAAAAUGUGGAUAGCUCAUCCUCCUUUCUUUACGAGGAGGUCAUAGACAAUUUAAGGGAUGAAGACGUGAGGGAAGUGUUUAACGGGAUACAGGAAUUUACGUCAAGGGAAAGGGACAAUGAAGAAUUGUUCCUGCGGUAUUUGCACGAGGGUGGGAAGGUUACCCUGAGGGGACGCACAAAGAGACACACAAAGGGACGCGCAAAGGGGAGUAGGAAGAAGGAACACUCUUCCUUGGCGACUUCACCUGACCAGGCGGGAACGUCUACCCCUCCCUGCUGCAAGUGUAACUGCGCAGGAAGAGGUGGAACGAAAUGUGAUGUCCUAGAGGAAGGUGAAGAAGCACCAUUGGGAGGACCACCUAAUGUGGACCCACAUAAUAUACUCGCCAAAAUAAUUCAUGCAAAUAAGGAGGGACAAAAAAAUGUUAAAAAAAUUAGUAAAAGGUUAAACGAUGUGUGGGAUAUAUAUAUGACGAGAGGAUUUCGAAGUUGGCAAAUGGGUCAACAUGAAGAUGUAAUGACAGAGAUUUUGCAACAGAUUGUACAAAAGGGGCGUGAGGAAAUAGAUUUUUUGGAAGGCUCCGGGAGGGUUCCCAUGGGGAAAAUUACCACCAUGUUGAGGAAGAAGGGGAUAAGCAACAAGCGUGGGGACAGAACUGGUGGCACACGAGGGGAUCAAACUAAUGCUGGUGACGAAUCGGAAGGAAGGGGGACCCCACGUGGGGAUGAAACGAAUGCUGACCAGGCCAACCGAAGGGAAAGUACCAAGUGUUCCAUUCCUAUGGAUACGAGCUUGACCAACUCCGUACCGCUUAGGAACCCCCGCACUUCGGAUACCGCUCACACGCCUACCUCCUCCCUGGCGUCGUAUAUCCUGAACCCGCAGGAUCUGACAGAGACGAACAGCGCCGAUAAGGCCCACCACGUCAACAACAUAAGUGACGGUGUGUAUAGUAUGUGUAGCACGAAGAGGGUAAGCGGCCUGUACAGCUCGGACACGAAGGAGGGUACCGUUACGAAGCUCUCCCGGGACAGCAUUAUUCGAAUCAGGAAAGAAAUUUAUAAUAAGGCAAAGCUAAGGAGUGCCAAAGUCGAAACGAAGAAAUGUGGACAAGGUGGGCAAGGUGAAAAAGGCAUUCACGAAAUAUUAGUCAACUCACUUAAAGGAGAGAUAAAAAUGAAAAUAAAAAAUUUUGUGAAAGUACACCAAGUAGGACAGGGAGCUUACGGAGAUGUGUGGAUGGCGGAAGACAUUACAAAUAAUAAAAGAGUGGCUUUGAAAAAAUUAAAAAUAAAUGGAAGCAAAGAAGGACUAGCCAAAACGUACAUAAGAGAAAUCUCCAUUUUGAAUUCCUUAAAGCAUAAAAAUAUUGUAGAAUUGAUGGGGGUGGUUUAUACUAAAGUACCCCCCAUUGAGGACUUGCCGCAGUCACCCUGUGUAUCGAUCACGUCAGAGCGGUUACAACAGCUGCAGAAAUUGAAGCGAACGCAGCGGCGGUCCUCGUCCCGCAGGUCUUGCACGAGGUCACUUUCCCCGUCGUCCAGCGGAUUGUCAUCAUCGUCCAGCACGUCGUCCUCCUCUGGUUCGUCAUUGUCAUCAUUCCUUAAGAAGGGUGAAGCAAACGCCUCCAUCUGGAUGGUGUUCGAAUACGUGCCGUUCGACCUAUCAGGGUAUAGCGAACUUCUGAGGGACGAGCGGGGCCAGAAGGAAAGAUACAAAAACGGAAGUCUCUUCACCAUAGGAGAGGUGAAGAACAUUUUCCUGCAGUUACUCAGGGCAUUAAAUUAUUGUCACAAAAAUAAUAUAAUCCAUCGGGAUGUCAAAAUAGCUAAUUUGCUAAUGGAUAAAAAUGGAGUCUUAAAAUUAGCCGAUUUUGGGCUAGCCAGAUUCCACGCAGAUCUACCCCCCUCAAAUAUGACCAACAGAGUAAUUACCCUUUGGUACAGACCACCAGAAUUGUUACUUGGAUCGAAUUACUACACGGCAUCUGUCGAUAUGUGGAGCUGUGGAUGCAUAUUAGCGGAACUGCUCACCAGUAACCCCCUCUUCUCAGCAGACAACGAAACGGAUAUUCUUAGAAUUAUUCUAAAUAAAAUAGGACCCCCCUCCAACAAGGAAAUAAAAUUCCUAAAACAUCUACCCAACUGGAAUAACCCAAUCUUAAACCCCGUCCACCCAAAUAGCUUAAACAAAAUAAAUCAGAAUAAAAAGAGCGAAGUAGAAAAUGCCAUUAGAAGCAUACCAGGAGUAGGAGACGUAGGACUAGACCUCAUAAAGAAUCUCUUAAAAUGGAAUCCCUUUGAAAGAUAUUCUGCCCUCCAGGCAUUGCAACACCCCUGGUUUAGCAGCAACCCUUUACCAGAAAAAAUAGGCGAACGAAAUAACAUAAAAGCUGCCCAUAGUUUUAUGACAAAAAAUUUUAAAAAAAGAGAUACAUCUAAAUUGAACUUUAGAAAAAUUCAAGAAAAUUUUAGAUUCGUUAAUGUAGGGACUUAUAGGAGGGCUGUUUUUUACAGUCGAUAUGGCAAGGUCCUCAUGCAGUCAGCUGCUGCGUCGGCUCCUACGUCAGCUGAGGAGGAGAAGCAGGAAAAUCAGGACAACCAAGAGAAGCAAGAGAAUGAAGAAAAAGAGGGGAAUGAAGAGAACCAGGAAAACCAAGCACCGCCCAACGGAAGAAACGCAGAAAAGGUGCAAACUGUGAUGAAGACAAACGAACAGACAGAGCAUCAUGCCAAUGGAAAGGAAAGACACAGACGGGAGGGAACGCCCCCCCACAGACAUAACCAUGAUGAGCUAACACGUUCAAGUAGGACUGAGCUAAGUGGACGGGCUCCUCCAGGUGACGCUUCUAAAAAAUCUGAUCAUCGCCACGCAGAUGUAGAGAGAGAAAAACAGCCCUUAAAGGAUCGCGAAAGGGUAGCAGAUGCGAAGGAGAAAAAAGGGAACAAUUAUAAAAUGAAGGAACAGCACAUGGAAGAGGAUCUUGGACGAUAUGAUAAAUAUGGAACGAAGCGGGAUGGUAGCUUCCGUGGAGAUAUCCGGUGGAGACGCGAGGAGAGCUCUGAAAGGAGCAGGCACUCGUCCAUCCGGGAGGGUGGGUACCAUACUCACAGAUACCGUGGAAGGGUGGACAGAAUCAGGGAUGACAGCACAAGUAGAGUGGAGAGGAGCAUACACGAUAGAAGUAGGGAAAGGGAGUGGUACAAGAGAGAGCACGCCGAAAGGGACAGAGAAGUGGGUAGAGAGAGGGACAGGAAAAGAGACAGGGAACGAGAAAAGGAAAGAGAGUGGGAGAGGGACAAGCGCAGGGACACGGGAAGGGAAAGGGAUCGAGAAAGGGAAAGAGAACGAGAGAGGGAACGAGAGUGGGAAAGGGAACACGAUCGAGAUAGAGACAGGGAUAGGGAACGGGAUCGAGAAAGGGAAAGAGAGCGAGAAAAGGAAAGAGAACGAGAGAGGGAGCGAUAUAGAGAAAGGGACAGGGAAAAGGAGCGGGAGAGAGCUAGAGAGAGAGACAGGGAAGAAGAAAGAGAACGGAACCGAGAAAGAGAAAGAGAAAGAAAAAAAGAACGAGAAAGGGAACGAGACCGAAAAAGAUAUCGAGACGAAGAAAGGGAUCGAGAACGAGACCGACAUAGAGAAAGGGAGCCGCAUAAACGGAGAAGCAGAGACCACCCAAGCAGAAGCGAAGAGCACCAACUGAAGGAACAGAAAAAACACAAGCUGGAUGCAGAGGAUGCCAAGCGGGAACGAAAAAGAAAGUUAUAA
Plasmodium coatneyi is the source of this 3945-nucleotide messenger RNA. Its product is annotated as Protein kinase domain containing protein. The record is from RefSeq and is a predicted model, not a curated record. Gene Ontology annotation, cellular component: cyclin-dependent protein kinase holoenzyme complex; nucleus. Gene Ontology annotation, molecular function: RNA polymerase II CTD heptapeptide repeat kinase activity; ATP binding; cyclin-dependent protein serine/threonine kinase activity. NCBI's taxonomy places the organism in Eukaryota, Apicomplexa, Aconoidasida, Haemosporida, Plasmodiidae. Gene Ontology annotation, biological process: positive regulation of transcription elongation by RNA polymerase II; protein phosphorylation. Bases 1 to 3945 code for a protein of 1314 amino acids. The transcript is spliced from 3 exons.